Adelges cooleyi (spruce gall adelgid) is the source of this 2457-nucleotide messenger RNA. RefSeq names its product RNA polymerase II-associated protein 3-like. Gene Ontology annotation, molecular function: heat shock protein binding. The coding region runs from base 255 to 2150 and encodes 631 amino acids. NCBI's taxonomy places the organism in Eukaryota, Metazoa, Arthropoda, Insecta, Hemiptera, Adelgidae. The record is from RefSeq and is a predicted model, not a curated record. Gene Ontology annotation, cellular component: cytosol; mitochondrion. The transcript has 11 exons.
ACAAAGUCUUUCUCCAUAGUUUCACGUUUUUUCUUUAAAAAAUUGUUACUAUGGAACCAACUUUUCAUAACCCUUCGACAAACAUGUAUUUGUAAAUAUUAUUAAUUUCGGUGUUCCCAGUCAAUGUUCCCUAAACGAAAUCCGUGCGGUGUGUCCGAAAAAAGUUUUUGUUGUUGUGAUUUUUUUUUUUUUUACGUUCUGAACCAUUCUAUUGAAUGUAAUGUUGGAACUUAAAACAAAACAAUAAAAAAAAAAUGUACCAAACUGCCGUCAAUUCGGAUCGCACGCUACUCGUCAAAUACGGUAUUCCCUUGAACCAUAUAGAUUUCGAUUAUGUAAGCAGCUGUGAUGAUCCAAAGGAAUUGAAACACAUUAUUCAAAUAUUAGAGUCUGGAGAAGAAGGAUCGUAUCCACAAUUGUUAGUAGCAACUGAAAAUCGCUUACGCCAGAUAAAACCAGAUGCCUCAAUUUUAAGCCGUAGACUAAGCUAUGCACAAAAAUCAUCUGAUCUUGAUCAUGAAGAAUACGAUGAUGUAUUUAGUUCUAUAAAAGACUGGAUAAAAUCAAAUGAUGAAAAAAAAGGACCACCUCCUAAUGAUCAAAAAUCUGUUGCUCUUACAAACGGGCAUGAUGAGAUUCCAGUUCGAAGAUCUAUUGAUUUUACCACAAUGUUUAACAGUGAAAAUGCUGUACACGAGUUAAAUGUGCCAAAAAAAACAAAUGCACUUCAACAAUCAUUGAGUACAAACUACAAAAAUUGGGAUAAAUACGACCCCGAUGUUGAAAUUAUGAAAAUGGACAAUAAGGAAAAAGUUGAAAAAUUGCAAACUCAACGAAAUAGAAAAAUUGCAUCAAAAACAUUAUCACUUGGCGGUGGCGAUAGGUCCGAUUUUCAGGAUAGAGUCAAGUCGAUAAAAUCAAUGGUACCAUCCGUUUUUAAAGAUAGUGCUAUAAAAUCUCAAGAUCAGGCUUUGAGAGAAAAAGAAUUGGGAAAUGAGUUUUUCAAUGCUAAUGAUUACAAUGAAGCACUGCGUUAUUACAACACUAGUAUCAAUAUUUAUCCAACACCCGAAGCGAGAAAUAAUAGAGCAAUGUCAUACAUUAAGUUAGAACGGUAUGAACUAGCAUUGGACGAUCUGAGAGAAGUGAUUGAAAGGGAUCCAAAAAAUGUUAAGGCCCAUUUUCGUAGAGGAUCUUGUUUAAAAGCCACAUCUAUGUAUUGUUUAGCUUUGAGGUCUUUUGAAACUACUUUAAAAUAUGAUUGUAACAAUUUUAAAGCACAGCAAUUUGUGAAAGAAUUACGGAAUAUAAUAUCAAACAUUCCUAAAAAAAAUUUAAUUAGGGUACGCGAAAUAACUAGACAUUAUGAUGAAAGCGUAUGGGACAUAGAAGAUCCUUUUUGUGUGUCCUAUAUGGAACUUCCGGAGUUAAACAAAGAACAAACCGAGUACCUGUACGAAGCUGAUCCAAUGGGCUGUUUAACAGAAUGUGUUUGCCAUCUCUGUCCUUGGCACGAGUGGAAGCAACGGAAAAAAAAGUGGGGUCGAUAUAAAAUCGAACAACAACGGAAGCGAUGGCAGCUGUUGACACAAAGUGCUGUAGCUGAAUUGUCGUCCGAAUCUAAGUCGUCAGUUCAAGAAACCAAAGUACCGAAAAGAAUGACUGUCACUGAAGUAUGUUCAGCCGAAAUGAACGGUCAUUCCAAUUCAACGACGGUUCAUCAUAGUAAGAUGAUGAACGGAAGCGGCGAUAAAUCGUCUUGCAAACAUUGCGACGUAGAUGUUUUCAAAAUGAGACCUGUAUCUAGUGUUCACGAAUUCCUGCAGAGCUGGAAAACUGUCAGUCAAAAAAAUAACUAUGAACUUUAUAAUAAACUGCUACGGAGUAUAAGACCAAAGGACUUACCUAAGGUUAUAAGUACAAAUUUAGAUGAAGAUAUCAUGUCGAAAUUCUUAGAAACUUUACGUCAAAAGUUUGAUCCUGAAAAAGAAUUAGAUCUUAUUGUUGAAUAUUUAACAGCCAUGACCAAAGUGGAUCGGUUCAACUUAAUUGUCAAAAUGUUAGACAACAAAGUUAAAGAAGGCUUUCAACCUCUUUUGAAGCGUGUUCACAAUCAUACUAAAAACAAUACUUUUUUAACAUUGUUAUGAUAGUUGAUUUUUGACAUUAUGUCUUGUUAAUGUUGGGUAAAUAUUGUGAAAAAGUAUUUAACUUUGAAUAAUUAAUGAACUGUUGCACACGAUAUCCGAAAUUAGUAAAAUAAAAAAAUGUAAUAAAAAAAAAAACAAAAGUCUGAUUAAUGUCAUCUCGUGUUUAGUACUACACAAGAAUAAUGUAAUAUUUUUAUCAGUUCUGUAAUUUUAACACUUUUGUGAAGCGUUUUAUUGUAUGUAAGUUAAUAUGUAAUGUCAUCCAAAGCGCAAUUUAUGGACGUACUAGUUAAAUAUAUAAACAAUG